This is a messenger RNA of Xenopus tropicalis (tropical clawed frog), 1023 nucleotides long. Its product is annotated as ligand-dependent nuclear receptor-interacting factor 1. The transcript is spliced from 3 exons. The record is from RefSeq and is a predicted model, not a curated record. Bases 173 to 781 code for a protein of 202 amino acids. NCBI's taxonomy places the organism in Eukaryota, Metazoa, Chordata, Amphibia, Anura, Pipidae.
CUGACUCCCUGCUCCUGCGCCUGUAAGGGGCGGCGGUGUUUCUGUGUAACUGUAAGUGCGCACUCCCUCCUGCCCUGCAUCCCGACUGGGUGCCCAUCUGCCUGAUUAUCGACGUCUGUCGGACGCACGAUCCAAAGCUUUCUAGCUCAGUGCAAGAGGUUCCUGCAAAGAGAUGUCAUACAAAAGAACAAAAUGUUUUCAUUGCAGGAAGGACUAUAAUUUGAAGAAAAGUUUUGGCAUUUCCAAAGAGCCAACAAUCAUUGUAUGUAAAAUAAAAGAAGACAUUUCUUCUAAUAAUGUGACAGCAGUGGAUAAAUCAGAGGGAGAAAAUUACGUACAUGAAAUAACACAGCAGAAUGCAAUAUCACAGCAUACCAAAGAUUCAUACUUAAAGAGACAUGGAGUUUUGAAAGAUGUGAAAGUGGUAAUUCACCAGCUGAGUAAAAAAGAUUUAGCAGAUCUAGACAAUAUAAACCACAAGCCUGACCUACUGGGUGGAUGGAUCAUCACUAAAUGUUCUUCAUGUAAGAAUCAAGGUGACAAAAAGAUGAUGAAAUGUGAAAGAUUCACAGAAGAAAUGAAACACAAGAGCCUUGAUAAUAGCUGCACUCCUAACAGAGAACUAGCUAAAACAAGCUUUUUGGAUCUGUGUUCCACCAGUCAUACCAGCCCAGUAGAUCUGGAUGAAAGUGUAAGGGAAGAGAAAAUACAACGACUCAGGGAAAGCAAAAGGCGACAAGAAGAACACCUUGAAAGAGUUAGGCGUAAAAUGAAAAAGUAAAUCAUGCAAAUGCUUACUUAAAAAUAUAGAUUUAAACUAAAUAAGCAGUUCCAAGCAAAUGUUAACUAUAGUUUUUUUCAUGAUAAUUUAUAAAGGGAGAAUAUUAAAAGAGAAGCUCAGUGCCAUGUUUCAUAGGCCAUGUUUCCAGUCCAGUGCACCCCCAGCAAGCAGUAUAAGGGUGAAGACACACAGGGCUACUUAGUAGCAGCUACUUGUCACGUCUACUAAAUGCUAGAAAAUAC